UUAUUACAAAGUCUAUGAAUAAAUUUGACAUGGUAUCAAAUGUAUGUACAUGAAUGUAUUUGAAUGCACUAAAAAACUGUGUAAAUUUAUGUUUGGCAUUUUGACAUUUAUUUUAUAAAUGUGCGAUGUCUAGAAGAUUUUCUAAAUAUAAUUAGAAUUUAAAUAAAUUAGAAUUUAAAUAAUAAAACUAAAUUACAUUAUAUUAAAUAAAAUAAUAGAUUAAUAGGUUAAGAAAGUUUUUUCUUAAUUUAAUGCUUCUAUGACGCCUGGUUAAGAAAGAUUAAGAAAAGGAUUGCCGCAAAUUUGGCGACGAUAAUUCGUAGUCGCUUCUUCAUACAUUUAAAGCAUGCUUUUAUGUCAAACUUGCACGAAACAUGUCAGAUGCUUUUGAGGAAAUACAAGCGAUCAAGAUAAAGAGGAACAGUUACCGUGAGAAAUUACAGAAGAGGAAACGUGAGAGGCAUGAGUUGCUCACUUCUACACCAAUUCCAUCCACCUUAACGGCAGAGUCUGCAUGCCCUGAUUCCAAUGCGUCUUCACGUUCCGAUCACAAUGAAUACGAGAGAGACGUGCUGUGCAUCUUGCACGAGUCUUUACCUAGUCUACCGAUAACAUCUGCGGACCUGAUUGAUCAGCUACGUAAAAACCUCAAUGCCGACGUAUCUUCCACAGACAUUCAUAAGAUUCUAGAAAAGCUUGCUGCGCAAGAUAUAGUUAAGAUCAAGGAAGUCACGGAGAAUGGAGUAUUUGGAUACACAGUGCUGUCUGUCACGGAAUCGCAAUCGUCUUGUCAGUCGCAAUCUGACGACACGGAGAUCGCCGAGAGCAUCGAGACGUCCGAGUUGAACGAUCAUGCGCCUUCGGAGAAACAAACGAAGGUGGACAAGAAGAAUACCGAGGACAUCAUGUCUCUGAUCUCGAUGCCGACUAUCAGAGAGAAGGAGAGCAAGAAGGUCGGCGAGCAGAUCCUGGACCUGCUGUCGAAACAGACUUCCAAGGAGAAAUCCCUGGCGGAACGGUUCCGCUCUCAGGGGGGCGCCCAAGUCAUGGAGUUUUGUCCGCACGGUACUAGAGUGGAUUGCGUGAAACUGAACGGCGGCCCCGGAUUCGCGGAGAAGUGCAAGAAACUGCAUUUCAAGAAAAUCAUACAGAGUCACACGGACGAGUCUCUGGGGGACUGCAGUUUCCUCAAUACGUGCUUCCACAUGGACACCUGCAAAUAUGUUCAUUAUGAAGUGGACGGUCCUACCGCCCAGCCGAAAGAGACCAACGACUCCGACAGUCCGAGCAAUGCCGCACCUAACAAAGCGCUGAGUUUGGACAACAAGAACGGCAGCGGUAGCAGCAGUAACGUGGGAAGCGAGUUAACUUUAUACCCGCCGCAGUGGAUUCAGUGCGAUUUGCGUUACCUCGAUAUGACUGUCCUCGGUAAAUUCGCCGUGAUCAUGGCCGACCCACCUUGGGACAUCCACAUGGAACUACCGUAUGGUACCAUGUCGGACGAUGAGAUGAGGCAACUGGGGAUCCCGGCGCUCCAGGAUGAGGGACUUUUAUUUCUCUGGGUGACUGGCAGAGCCAUGGAGCUGGGAAGGGAAUGCUUGCAGCUGUGGGGUUACGAAAGGGUCGACGAGAUCAUCUGGGUGAAGACGAAUCAGCUGCAGAGGAUAAUACGCACCGGUAGGACGGGUCAUUGGCUGAAUCACGGCAAGGAGCACUGUCUGGUCGGUAUGAAGGGCAAUCCGCGCAUCAAUCGGGGGCUGGAUAGCGACGUGAUAGUCGCCGAGGUUCGCGCCACCAGUCAUAAGCCCGACGAAAUCUAUGGCAUCAUCGAGCGCAUGAGCCCUGGCACCAGGAAGAUCGAACUGUUCGGUCGACCGCAUAACGUGCAGCCGAACUGGAUCACGUUAGGCAAUCAGGUGGAUGGUGUGCAUCUCGUCGACCCGCAGCUCAUCAAAGCGUUCAAGAAACGUUAUCCCGAUGGAAAUUCGAUGAAACCUACAAAACCGUGAAAUUGUCUUGGAAAACUAUGUAAAGAAUAGUUCGAAAUUCUCGAGAAAAUUGAAUUAAAAUUACUGAAUUUUAAUUACUGAUUAAAAAAAAUUAAAACAAUUACU
Molecule: messenger RNA, 2114 nt
Organism: Ooceraea biroi (clonal raider ant)
Lineage: Eukaryota; Metazoa; Arthropoda; Insecta; Hymenoptera; Formicidae
Gene: Mettl3
Product: methyltransferase like 3
Biological process (GO): mRNA modification; RNA methylation
Cellular component (GO): nucleus; RNA N6-methyladenosine methyltransferase complex
Molecular function (GO): mRNA m(6)A methyltransferase activity
Source: RefSeq, a predicted model, not a curated record